This is a messenger RNA of Lachancea lanzarotensis, 2259 nucleotides long. Its product is annotated as LALA0S09e05842g1_1. The coding region runs from base 1 to 2259 and encodes 752 amino acids. The transcript has a single exon. NCBI's taxonomy places the organism in Eukaryota, Fungi, Ascomycota, Saccharomycetes, Saccharomycetales, Saccharomycetaceae. The record is from RefSeq and is a predicted model, not a curated record.
AUGAAUAAGGCAAUCUCUAAGAAGCUACUAUCAUAUCGAAAGGCACUGCCUAAAGUUGAUGAGCGGUUAGAUGAGAGCUCAUCGCAGCAAUGCAAUGAUGAUAUGGUAUUCACGUUCGCUGCAGAAAUGGCAGAUCUGGGGUAUUCUUUCUCUGAUAGCGCAUUAAAAUAUUUGAAAUCGCUUUCUAUAUCCUCCUUGCAGUUGUUCAGAUCUACUACCAGAGAGGUCUUGGAGGAAGCACUUGGAGCUGAUAAGAAAUAUGUACCCCUGUUUCGACAAUUUCCAGAAAGCAUUCCAGAUAGGACCGUAUUGGUUGAAGCUGUGCAUGAAAGACUCGACGACUAUGGCUACUUGCUAUAUUACGUGGUAUACGGACAUUGGUCCUCGGAUGAGUACAACGGUUCAUUUUUUGGUAGACCGUUUUCAGAUGCUGAGAUUCAGGACCCCAUAGAGCGCCCAAAUCUCGUAAACCAAAGGAAAAUGGUCGCAUUAGACAUUGUAGGCGAGGAAGUCAUUUUGGAGCUAUUCCAAAACUUGAUUAGCACACCUACUUCUACAACUGCAUCUGAUAAAGGGUUUAUCAAAGAAGUCAUCAAUAGGAAUGAUUCUUGGUCUUUGGCAUUACCGGAAAUCAUUCCUAAUAAAGAAAACCUAAUGGUUGUUAUCACCUAUGCUGUUGAACAUGCAGGUUCUUUCAAUGAUAAGUUACAAAAAAUGUUUUCCACAUUCAUGAAAACCGCUACAGAUGUAUUACGUCUCGCUGCGGCACUUUCAGGGUCAGAUGUUUCUCUCACGGAACAUACACGCUUUAAGCUGUCUAUUUCACAGCGCAAGUUUUUAAUGUCUAUGUUAGACAAGCUGGACCGCACUUUGGCACUGGAAGAUAUGCUCAGGUUCCGUGGGCUAUGGCUUGUCCUUGCCAAAUACUUACAUGUGAACGCAUACGAUAAACGAUAUCCAAAUGCCACCAAGAUCAUUCACACUAUAAGGUCAAAUCCGAAAUCCAUCGAGACGUUCAACAGAACCAUUGAAAACUCGUUACUUGCAAUAGGAACUGCUCAGGAUUCUAGAAACAUGAAAGCCGAAUUGAACAAAAUAUUGAACACAUUGAAAAGCAGGCCAGGUGACUUUGCGCGGAGACUGGAUCACCUAUUGCGGCUCUCCUCAUCAUCAGAGCAAGAAAUACUUCUUGAAGAGUUUUUCAAAGUCACUUCUAACAUUGCAACUCCACUCCUAUUGAAUUUGUCAACGCAUUUCCGUUAUCGGAGAGACAAGUCGCCUAUUCGAGUCUAUCUGCCCAAGGGCUCUUCGACCAACGUGCUUAUUGAGAACGAAGAUAAGAGAGUCACUCUUCCGGACGAAAUAUGUCUCCGACUGGAGAAUGGAAUAGAUGAUACACUCAUCAACAGAUUUAAAAAACUGGACUGUCUGGGGAACGUGUACAUUGAUCCAGAACUAGAAGAUUUUAUAGUCCCCAUGGACAUGCGAAAUGUAUCCGAAUCGCUACGAACAUUAGCCCGAGGAUCCAAAAUCAAGUUCGACAAAGAGGCCAAGGUCAUUAGGUUAUUCCUAUAUUGGGAGAACAUAUCAGAGUGGACACCACAGUAUAGGUCACGGGUAGAUGUUGAUUUGUCUUGUCUACAGCUUGGAGACAACUUUGAGAACCAAGGCGAAAUAGGCUACUAUAAUUUGAAAAAUAGUGGGAUCACACACUCGGGAGAUAUAACCGAUGCACCAAACGGUGCGGCUGAGUUCAUUGACAUUGAUUUAGAAGCUUUAAGAUUGCAGCAUCCCGAUACCCGUUAUCUGGGUAUGACGGUCAACUCUUACACUGGUCAACCUUUCGAUACUUUUGUGGCAAAGGCGGGGUUCAUGCUUAGAGAUGGCGUUAGUGGCAAUUUUUUCGAACCAAAAACAGUCGAACAAAAGUUUGAUGUAAUUUCUACAGCCAAAUUUAUUGUCCCGAUGGUUUUGGAUAUCAAGCUAAAUGUUAUUAUUUGGCUAGAUGUUGGUAUUCGUCAAAGGCAACUCCAUUCCGUUAACUUGAACGCAAAGAGUUCAGAAGUCGGGUCACUGGUAGAAUAUGCAGUUAACAUUUAUCGCGAAAAGUGUAACUUGCUAAAACUUUUUAAGCUGCACGCUGAGGCGCGUGCAGCUAGCUUUUCUGAUAGACUUGUGUCCGAUAAGAGCUACGACACAAUUUUCGACACUGAAUUUGCAUCCAAAAUAGAUGAGAUAAUGGGAAAGUUUCUUUUGUGA